This is a messenger RNA of Chaetomium strumarium, 1307 nucleotides long. RefSeq lists its product as uncharacterized. NCBI's taxonomy places the organism in Eukaryota, Fungi, Ascomycota, Sordariomycetes, Sordariales, Chaetomiaceae. Bases 284 to 1075 code for a protein of 263 amino acids. The record is from RefSeq and is a predicted model, not a curated record. The transcript is spliced from 2 exons.
CCAAUCGCUAAACGAGUCGAGGGCCGAGUCCCCAAAUUCAGCGAAGUCCGCGGGAAGGGUGACGUGGGACGGCGGACUUUGUUUAGACAGAGAGCCGAUACUAUAAAGGCCACUCGAGGGAUGGCUAGGGCUGUUAACUCUCUGUGGAAGUGAGAUCGGAACUUCUCGUAAAGCCUGCUCAGAGAGGGAAGUUACAGCAUCAUUCGACGUGUGGCUAGCUUGAUCUCUUGAGAUUCAGUCUAGUAUUGCCACAUUCAGAACACACCCAGCAACCGCACACAACAUGCUCUUGUCGUCCACACUGCUGCUCGCCGGGCUCGCGGCUCGCUCCGUAGCCACCACGAUCCCAGUAUCGGUCGGCAAAAACGGCCUGACUUUCGAGCCUAACGUGAUCCACGCGCAUCAAGGCGACGUGAUCGAGUUCCGCUUCUGGCCGCGCAACCACAGCGUCGUGGCCGGCACCUUCGACAGCGCCUGCCACCCAGCGAGCGAGGGCGGCUUCUACUCGGGUUUCUUCUCGACCCAGCAGGGCACCGUCAAUCCCCAAGUCUUCCGCGUGACAGUCUCCCACACCAACCCGGUCCCGAUCUACUGCUCGCAAAACAACAGCCAGCACUGCAAGAACGGCAUGGUCGCCGUGAUCAACCCGGCCGGAUCAGGCGCCCUGACGCUGGACACGUACGCCGCGCUGGCCCGGCAAGCCGGUGACGUCACGUCCCCCUCGGGCGGCGCCUUUGGCGGCCAGGUUGCUCCCAAUGAGGCGGCCAGCAGCAGCAGCUCGAGGACCGCGACCGGCGGCACCGUGGCCACGACGGUGACAGAGACAGGGAGUGAGAGUGAAACCAGCAGCAGCAGCACAGAGACAGGAACGCAAACGGAAACGGAGGUGACGAGCACUACUAGUACUACCACAGUCGAGGCCACCACCACGACAACGGGUGCUGGGACCGAGACUGCCACCGCCAUGACCACGACCACGGGGACGCCCACCAGCACGAGCAGUGCCGCUGCGGGGGUUGCGGCGCCGGUUGCGGGGUUGGUGAUGGCGGUUGCGGUGGGAGCUUUCUUUGUUUGAGGAAAAUGUGUUGGGGAGCUGUUUGCGGUAAUUCUGGGACUUUGGGCUGCUGGUGAGAUUGGAUUGGAUUGGGUUGGGAUGGUCAGCUUUUCUUUGUCCUUUUUGUCUGCCGUUUCUGUAAAAGGGUAAUACUAGUACUACUAGGUAGGAAAAUCAAUGGGCCAACACGAACUUUGGUGGCGUCGCAUUGGUCGUGCUUGAUGAUGAAUAGUACCUUCCGACUGGCUCCAAC